AUGGAAGAUAAAGAUAUCCAUCGAUUAGAAGCCUCAGAAAAUAUUCAAGGUGGUUUAGUGAUAACGAAAAAGAAGCCUGAUACAUUUAAAGUGCCCCAAGUUUCAAAAUUAGGUUUAGAUAAACUCGCUGCUAGCAAGAGGCUAGAAAAAGAAUUACGAUCUCGAUUAUCAUUUGAUGAGCGAGAUAAAGAUGACGAAGAAGCCACCGGCUCUAAUUCUUCAAAAGACAGUAAAGAACAGUCUAAGUUAUCCAAAAAUUUUAGACAACCUCAUAUAGAAACUCCAACGCACACAGGGGGUCUAUCAGACAAGGCCAGAGAAAAGUUAGAACACCAUAAAUAUAAUGAUAGAAGCCACAAAGGAGUGUAUGCUUCAACCAAGGAUAAAGAUAAAAAUCGAGAUAGAGACAGUAGUAAGGACCGAGAUAGAGACAGAUACAGUUCACGCCAUAGAGAUUAUGAUAGACGUAGUUAUGAUAGAAAACGAGAUGAUAGAUCAACAAGGAAACGUGAUAGAGACUAUUCCAGUCGAAGUGAAGGCACACCUAGAUUCAGAGAUGAACCAAGAACACCAAAUAUCUACCCCGAAAAGGACAGACCUGGUAAAAGUUCUUGGGAAGAUGAUGAUGAAAAGGUACCACUAAAAAGGUCAUCUUGGGAUUUACCUACACCUAAAGUGCAUAUUGAACAAACAAAUUUGGAUAGUGUAAGAAGUAGUAAAAGAAGAAACUAUAAUGAGACACCUAGGCCCACACCAGCACACAGGUAUAAUACAUGGGCUGCAGAGCGUAAACGUUCAGGUGCCACACCUAUGGUUGAUAAUUCUCCAGAAAAACCUUGGAAAACUGAAGAAGAUAAAGAUUUAUGGGAAGAAGAACAGCGUAGACUCGAUCGUGAAUGGUAUAACAUUGAUGAAGGGUUUGAUGAAGAAAGGAAUCCAUUUGGAAGUUCUGAUUAUACAAAUCGUAAAGAGCAACAAAUGGAGAAGAAGAGAAGAAUGACUGCCAGACAAAGACAAAUUAAUCGAGAUAAUGAGUUGUGGGAACGUAAUCGUAUGUUAACAUCUGGUGUUGUUAUGACCACCAAUGUAAAUGAAGACUUUGAUGAGGAAACCAUAGAUAGAGUUCAUUUAUUAGUGCAUCAUAUAGUGCCUCCAUUUUUGGAUGGAAGAAUGGUUUUUACAAGGCAGCCAGAUCCAGUUGUGCCUGUUAGAGAUCCUGGGUCAGACAUGGCACUCACAGCUCGCAAGGGCAGUGCUUUAGUAAGGGUAUAUCGAGAACAAAAAGAGCGAAGAAAAGCCCAGAAAAAACAUUGGGAACUCGGUGGAACCACAAUAGGUAAUAUUAUGGGUAUCAAAAAGGAAGAAGAAGAAGCUGAUUCAAAAUUAGAUGCUGAAACCGAUACUGCCGAUUAUCGGAGUGAUCAGAAAUUUGCUGAACACAUGAAAGAUCAAAAAGAUACUGGAAAAAGUCAUUUUUCUAAAUCUAAAACUAUUAUUCAACAGAGAAGAUAUUUGCCAGUUUUUGCUGUCAGACAAGAAUUAUUGAAUAUAAUUAGGGAGAAUAAUGUUGUGAUUAUUGUUGGUGAAACUGGUAGUGGAAAAACAACUCAAUUAACUCAGUAUUUACAUGAAGAGGGUUACAGUAGAUUAGGCAUGAUAGGUUGUACACAACCUAGACGUGUUGCUGCUAUGUCUGUUGCCAAACGUGUCUCUGAUGAAAUGGGAACUCAACUAGGUGAUGAAGUAGGUUACGCAAUUCGAUUUGAAGAUUGCACAUCAGAGAAAACAAUAAUAAAAUACAUGACUGACGGUAUUUUAUUGAGGGAGAGUUUAAGAGAAAGUGAUCUUGAUAAUUAUUCUGCAAUUAUUAUGGAUGAAGCUCAUGAAAGAUCUUUGUCUACAGAUGUGCUGUUUGGACUACUAAGAGAUGUUAAAAUUAUGUAG
Molecule: messenger RNA, 1944 nt
Organism: Ctenocephalides felis (cat flea)
Lineage: Eukaryota; Metazoa; Arthropoda; Insecta; Siphonaptera; Pulicidae
Product: pre-mRNA-splicing factor ATP-dependent RNA helicase PRP16-like
Exons: 10
Coding region: 1-1944 (647 amino acids)
Biological process (GO): mRNA splicing, via spliceosome
Cellular component (GO): intracellular anatomical structure; spliceosomal complex
Molecular function (GO): RNA binding
Source: RefSeq, a predicted model, not a curated record